AUGGCAGCCGGUAGCUUCGCGGUGUCAGCAGAUUCCGAUCUGUUGAUAUAUCCGUCGGUCACUAAGGGUUUGCGGCCAAUCUUCCAUGGUCUGGCCUAUGCGUUGUACACCAAGGAGAGUGUUACCAAUGCACUUCACGUUCCCAGUGCAGACUAUGUGACGUUGCUGGGCAUCGUGUCCAAGAACGACUAUACCGAGAACAUUCCCGGUCUUGGAAUAGUUCGCAACCUAGAGAUCAUUCGCGCUCUUCGCCUGUCGCCCGACAUCCGCCAUAUGCUCGAUGGUUACAGAUUCAUGGCAGCCAUCAAAUCCCACGAGGUUAUCGACCAGAGCCGAUUCAAGCCAUCGGAAGACAUCUUUUUGGAUCUCGAGGAGAAAGUGCUCCAACUGCAGCCAGGAGAUGAGGUCGCCGAUGAGGACAUGCUCGGCUUUGGUUUCAACAUUGCAGCACCGCAGUUCUGGCACCUCAAGCUGCAACGAUUUGCCGUCGCUGCAUAUCAGCAUGCGAGUAGAAGGUAA
Molecule: messenger RNA, 519 nt
Organism: Gamsiella multidivaricata
Lineage: Eukaryota; Fungi; Mortierellomycota; Mortierellomycetes; Mortierellales; Mortierellaceae
Exons: 1
Coding region: 1-519 (172 amino acids)
Source: RefSeq, a predicted model, not a curated record